AUGGUCAUUGCCGGACCAGCAGCAGCGGCUCUCGACUCCCUUGAUCCUUCCCAACGAGAAUUCAUUCAGAGCCUCCCCAAAGCCGAACUUCAUGCUCAUUUGAAUGGUUGUCUACCGCUCUCUUUACUCCAAGAUAUGGCCUCCCAAUACAUAUCUGACGCGGCCCAAACCAAAAUCGUCGAAGAGGGCAUUGCAAAGCUGCAAAAGGGCAUUAUUCUAGACGAAAUACACGACUUCUUUGGGCUCUUUCCCGCGAUCUACGCCCUCACAUCCAACACCACAAACAUGAGGAGAGCAACUCGUGCUGUUCUCGGUCAAUUUCUUGAUGGUACCAAACCAUGGUGCUCUUACCUCGAGCUGCGAAGUACCCCUCGACAGACCGAGGAGAUGACACGGAAGGAGUACUUGCAUGCAGUUUUGGACGAAGUCGAGCAAUAUCCGUCACACAAAGCAGCUUUUAUCGUCAGUCUAGACAGAAGGAUGGGUGUGGAGGAACUGAAGGAGUGCGUGGACCUUGCGUGCUCGCUGAAAUCGGAAGGAAGACGCGUCGUUGGCAUCGAUCUUUGCGGCGAUCCGAGAGCAGGCGACAUGAAAAUCCUUGAAGAAUACCUCGACAUGGCGAAAACAGCUGGUUUGUUGAUAACGCUUCACAUUGCGGAGACAGCUGAGAACAGCUACGAAGAAACAAAACAGCUUUUAUCUUACCAACCUAAUCGUCUUGGACAUGCUACAUUCCUGGACGACGAAGCCAAAACUCUUGUCCGCGAGAGCAAAAUGUGUAUCGAAAUUUGUCUCUCUUCGAAUAUACUAUGCAAAACAGUUCCUCGUCUUGAAGACCAUCACAUACGCUAUUACAUCCAACACGACCAUCCCGUUGUUAUCUGCACUGACGACACGCUUCCGUUUCGGACGAGUUUGGAGGGAGAGUAUGCGCUUUUGUUGGCUCUCCCGCCCUUGGGGCUUGGGCUGACCGAAGUUGAACGUCCAGACUUACUCCCUUCUUUCCUUUCCCUCAUGAACUCUGCUGUUGUUUCUGGCUUGCAUGCACGGGCUGGUCCCGUUCCAGAAUCUGUCAUCGUUUUCGAUGUCUUGACUGUGAUCGCAUUCAUUAUCCUCAUACUCAGUGUCACUGUUGCUCGGCUUUCGGGCAUUCAAAGGGUGAAGACUUGGUACCUGCUACAGCUCUCAAGUGCAUUUUGCUGCUUGUCAUUCCUCUUCCUUGUUGGGCAUCAGACCGGCCCGGAGCCACCUUUACAAUUUUGUGCAUUUUCGGCUGCCUUGAUCUAUGCUGCCCCACCAAUGGUUGCAGCCGCAGCUCUCUGCUUUGUGAUUGAGUUAUAUCUGCGACUGUCCUCUGCACUUUACUCCAAGAAAAUAAGUGAUAUCUUGGUUGAUAGGAUAACCUGGAGUAUUCCGAUGAUUCAUGGUUGGGCUAUCUGAUGAUGCUCAAAAGAUUAAACGGGAUCCUACUGGUGUUUAUUGUCAUGUCAUUACUAGCAAAAUUCCGUAAGUAAAUUUUCAACUGGAGAAUAAUUCUAAGCUGACCCUACAUGACUAGGACUUUGACUACUGGUUCAAUUGUAUUUGUGUCUAUAUUAGCUAUGCUUAUUAUGGAGGGUAUAUUAUAAUUUUUUCUUAUAUAAUAUCAAAUGCUGAUAUUCUAACAAGGCUAUAUGACCUUUCAACUCAUCCGACAACGAGCUGCACUCCGUGCUAUGAAUCUAAAAAACUCUGAUUUCAAGUUUCCACUUCAUUUGUUUAUUCGAGUGUCACUCUACACAAUUGCUGGAGCCUUUGCUAUGGUGUGAGUAUUCAACUUCUAGUUAUAAAAUCUAAAUAUAACAUUUUGGCCCCUUAGAACAGUUGUCAUAAUGAAUCUUACUACAACAGUUGAAGUCACACUUCUUACAAUCAGUAUGUAUAACCUCACUAUUAUCAUAUCUCAAGUAGCUGAUAUUUAUUAGUUCCACUUUCAGUUGCAAUAGUAUUUGGAACCCAGAAGGUAAGAUAUUUUCUUUUUAAGCAACUACUGGAUUGAUUCAUUUCUCUAGGAGCUGUGGUCUGCACUCUUGCCUUGUGUACAUAGACUCAAGAGAAGAAAAGGUACUUCAGCAGACUUGGAGAAGAUCUCAGAUAGAAGUUUAGUGUAA
Mycena indigotica is the source of this 2150-nucleotide messenger RNA. RefSeq names its product Metallo-dependent hydrolase. The transcript has 10 exons. The record is from RefSeq and is a predicted model, not a curated record. NCBI's taxonomy places the organism in Eukaryota, Fungi, Basidiomycota, Agaricomycetes, Agaricales, Mycenaceae. Gene Ontology annotation, biological process: inosine biosynthetic process; adenosine catabolic process. Bases 1 to 1440 code for a protein of 479 amino acids. Gene Ontology annotation, molecular function: adenosine deaminase activity.